AUGGCGGGGUGGCUCCGCGACGUCGCCAACCUCAACCUCGACUCCCUCCACCGCGGCAUCCAAUCCUACCUCCCCACCGUCGCGCGAAGCGACACUUCCUCCUCCUCGUCAUCCCCGCCCACCCCAGAAGGUAACGCCACAUCCGCGACAACGCCGUUCGAGUGCCUCACGCAACCGUACCGAACACACAUCGUGUCGACGGACCCGCUCGUCAUCUACAUCCACGACUUCAUCAGCCAGCCCGAGAUCAAGGGCCUCAUGGACGCCGCCGACGGCCUCUUCAAACCCUCCAUGACCACCAAGUACGGGCGCACGACCAAGGACACGGCGCGCACCUCGUGGAGCGCCGGCUUACCCGUGGACGUGGACGUGGUGCGGUGCGUGCUCGACCGCGCCCAGGACUUCAUGGGCACCAUGCUCUCCACGGGCAAGGACGAGAUGGGCUCGCCCCAGCUGGUGCGCUACAAGCCCAAGCAGAAAUUCGACCUGCACUUCGACUGGUACCCGACCCCGCAAAAGCCUUACCCGCCCGAGGAGCGCGACCGCAAGUGGAAUCGGCCCGCGAGCUUCUUCGCGAUCCUCGAGGACGAGUGCACCGAGGGCGAGACGUAUUUCCCCACCUGCAGGCUGUGUCGCCGCAGCUGCGACGAGAACGAGGAGUGGACGUCUCAGACCUCGGUUGAUCCGCCCGCCAAGGUCUACGUCGGAAAGGACAAGUUCGAAAAUGAAGACCUCAUCAAGUACGGCUGGGACGAAGACGUCUGGUUCCACGUCGACAAGCUCUCCAGCGCCCACAUCUACCUACGCAUGACCGACGGCCAGACCUGGGACACCCUACCCCAGGCCCUGCUCACCGACCUCGCCCAGCUCACCAAGGCCAACUCCAUCGAGGGCAACAAAAGGACAACCAUGGACGUCGGCCAGGUCAGCUUCCACGACCAGAAGCGCGUGCGCAAGGUCCACGUCGCCCAGAGGGAGAACCCCAUCGUCAACCGCCUCAACAAGACAAAGGUCGAGGCGAAGCCAGAUUUCAAGCAGGAAAAGGAGAACCGGUUGAAGGAGUUGAGGCAAAAGGAGCAGGCGGCUAUUCAGGCAAGGAAAAAGGAAGAACUCCGCCAGACGCAAGAGUACAAGGAAAAGAAGUGGCAAAAGGACCACGCCUACGACGAUCUCUUUGACGAGGAUGCCCUCGCGGGAGCGAGUAACCAGAACCGCACCGAGGAUUGGGAAGAUGACUUUAUGUAA
Parascedosporium putredinis is the source of this 1245-nucleotide messenger RNA. NCBI's taxonomy places the organism in Eukaryota, Fungi, Ascomycota, Sordariomycetes, Microascales, Microascaceae. The record is from the annotation of a GenBank genome assembly.